AUGGUUCUGUUGGCUGCCUCUGUGUGUACUCGUGAUGGUAAAGCUCUGGUGUCUCGACAGUUUGUGGAAAUGACAAAGGCAAGAAUUGAAGGAUUAAUAGCAACAUUUCCAAAGCUUCUUGGGACAGGUAAACAACAUACAUUUGUGGAAACAGAAUCUGUGCGGUAUGUUUACCAACCUUUGGAAAAAUUGUAUGUUCUUCUGAUAACUACCAAAGCUAGCAAUAUACUCGAAGAUUUGGAGACAUUACGGCUCUUUGCACGUGUGAUACCGGAGUAUGCUUGUGGUACCGAUGAAAACGAUGUACUGACACAUGCUUUCCAACUGAUUUUCGCAUUUGAUGAAAUCAUAGCUCUAGGCUAUAGAGAAGAUGUCAACCUGUCACAAAUUCGAACAUAUACGGAAAUGGACUCACACGAUGAACGCGUGUUCCGUGCUGUACAGGAGAACAAAGAACGUGAUGCUAAAGAGCAAAUGAAACAGAGAGCACGUGAACUACAACAAGCCCGACUAGAAGCUGGAAAACGCUCAGGUGGUAUGAAUCUUUCAGGAUUCUCUAAUUAUCGUGGUGGGAAAGGAAUGGGUGGUCUGUCGAAUGAUUUAAAUGAACCUCGUGUAAUCGUCAUGAAAGAUCGUUUGGGAGAUGGGAAUACGGAUGUUCAAAGUUUGCCUACUACAAACCCAGCAACUAUCUUAGCAUCAGUGAAACGAAGUGGUAUGCAACUUGGUGGUGGCCAGGGUGGUUUAAAAAGCAUUGAUCAGUUUGUGAAUCGUCUAAAAGCCGAAGGUGAAGUGGUCAACGAAGAUGUUAUGAAUUUAGUUAACGGAUCAGACGGAGCAGAUAACGUAAUGAGUACUAACUCAACUUCUGCUUCAACUCAAAAAUCUCAUGUUAAAAAAGAAAAUCUGCAUUUACGAAUUGAGGAGAAGUUAAUCGUUCAAGCUGGUCGUGAUGGUGGUUUAGAAAGUAUGGAGUUGCAAGGUACAAUGUUUGCACAAGCUAUCACAAAUGAAGCUUGUGAAGCGAAAAUCCGAGUGGAUACAAGUAUGUGUACAAAUCCGCCCAAUGAACAUCGGCCACCUGUUCAACUUCAAACACAUCCUAAUAUUGAUAAGAAAACUUUCAUGUCCACUGGUUGGAUUCAAAUCAAACCAGGAGGUAAACCAUUUCCAAAUGGUCAAGAAGUUGGUAUAUUAAGAUGGAGAUUUCAAACUUCCGAUGAAGCUGCUCUUCCUAUAACUGUUAAUUGUUGGCCAAAUGAAAUACCCGGUGGCUUUGAAGUAAAUGUUGAAUAUGAACUACAAGAUUCUGUAUUAGAACUGGAGAAUUUAGUUAUGUCAAUCCCAUUGCCUCCCUCAGCUAAACCUCCGUUAAUUGGUAAUUGUGAUGGGGAAUAUGAAUUGAGUCCACGUAAAACUCAAUUAGACUGGCGUAUACCCAUAGUUAAUAGUGAUAAUUCAUCUGGUUCCCUCGAGUUCACAUUAAAAACAGAACGUGGUGCACAAGCAGAACAAUUUUUCCCCUUGAAAUUAAACUUUGGAUCAAAUAAAUCAUACUGUGGAAUUCAGAUAAUAGAAGCUACUGUAAGCAAUCAGGACACCCCGAUCAACUUUUCAUAUGAAUCCAAUUUUCAUACGGAAAAAUACGAAAUUAGUUAA
Molecule: messenger RNA, 1659 nt
Organism: Schistosoma guineensis
Lineage: Eukaryota; Metazoa; Platyhelminthes; Trematoda; Strigeidida; Schistosomatidae
Source: the annotation of a GenBank genome assembly